This is a messenger RNA of Microcebus murinus (gray mouse lemur), 945 nucleotides long. Lineage: Eukaryota; Metazoa; Chordata; Mammalia; Primates; Cheirogaleidae. The record is from RefSeq and is a predicted model, not a curated record.
ACUGCCCACCUGUGACCAUGAAGGCUGUCCUCCUUGCCCUGCUGGCCGCUGGCCUGGUCCUGCAGGCAGGCCGUGCGCUGCAGUGCUACUCCUGUAAGGGCAAGGUGAGCAACAGCGACUGCCAGCAUGUGCAGAACUGCAGCCAGUCGGACACCCAGUGCUGGACCGAACGCAUCCGUGCUGCCGGCCUCGUGACCAUCCUCAGCAAGGGCUGCACCUCGCACUGUGUGGACGACUCUCAGGACUACUACGUGGGUGAGAAGAACGUCACAUGCUGCUCCACCGACCUGUGCAACGCCAGUGGGGCCCAUACCCUGCAGCCGGCUGUCACCACCCUGGCGCUGCUCACCUCGCUGGGUGGCCUGCUGUUCUGGGUCCCCAGCCAGCUGUAGGCUCCAGGAGCACCCUGCCACAGCCCACCUUGUGCACAGUCCCUGGGGGCCCUGGGAUGCUCCUUACAUGCCCCAGGCGGAGCUGGGGCGGCCCCGGUCCCUGCGGGCAUGUCCUAACACAGGUGUGGCUACACCCCUCUGCCCCUCUGGCCCUCCUGGACUCCUGCCCACCUGCCGGGCAGGCUGGGCUCUGGUGACACAGACCAGCCUGCAGACAACCCUGCCAACCUCCAACAUCCCCCACCCUUAACCCUCUGCUCAGGCACCUCUUCCUCCAACAAGCCUUCCUUGCCCACCUACCCCCUCCAUGAGCUGAGCCAGAUCUGGUCCAUGGCGUCCCCUCACCAGCAGGCAUAGGCACUCAGGAGGGCCCAGUAAGGCUGAGACUAAAUGGGCUGAGUAGAACUGGGCACUAUGGGGGUGGUAUGAGGUCCUAGGAGUCUCAAGAGAUGGAGAGCUGGAGGGCUGGAGGGAGGGACCAGCCCCCCAUGUCCAUGGGGGUCCCUGAGCAGCAGCCCCAGCACACAGUAGGCCCUUAAUAAACACCUGUUGG